ACUGUAAUUCGUUUUUGGAAUCAAAAUAUUUGAAAACAGAAGAGGUCAAUAUUUUUUAAAAAAAUUCAAAAUGAUUUAAUUGCUGCUUCAGUGGAAAGAAAAAUCUUAGCUGGCUUGUACCGGCUCUGGCACCACCAAACCGAGCCGUCCUUCGUCGUCGUCUCUUUCUCUUCAACUUCGAUUUUCCAAGACGAAAAGUAUUUUCAGUUUGAUCUCCUCCGUCAUGGCCGUAGAUAGCAGAGUCGACCUGCUCAGCGAAAGAGCCGUGUUGAUGAGAGCAUCUCUUCAGAAGAGUCAAACCAUCACCGACAAUGUUGUCUCAAUCCUCGGCUCCUUCGAUAGCCGUCUCUCUGCUCUCGAAACCGCCAUGCGUCCCACUCAGAUUAGGACGCAUGCCAUAAGGAAAGCUCACGAGAAUAUCGAUAAGACUCUAAAAGCUGCUGAGGUUAUUUUGUCUCAAUUUGAUCUCCUCCGUCAGGCAGAGACUAAAGUACUCAAGGGGCCACAUGAGGACCUGGAAAGCUAUCUGGAGGCAAUAGCUCAACUCAGAAAAAUUAUUCGAUAUUUUAGCAGCAACAAAAGCUUUAAGAGUAGUGAUGGAGUCCUCAACCAUGCAAAUAGCUUGCUUGCAAAAGCACAGUCAAAGCUGGAAGAGGAGUUUAAGCAAUUGUUAGUUUCUUACAGUAAAGCUGUGGAGCCUGAUCGCCUUUUUGAAUGCCUUCCAAACUCACUGAGACCAUCCUUAGACGGUGAUGGUGGUGGAAAAUCUUCAAUGCCCCACGGAGGACACCACAACGAUGACUCAGAUACUGCUGCUUAUACACUUCCAGUUCUCAUUCCGUCAAGGGUAUUGCCACUGCUGCAUGAUUUGGCCCAGCAAAUGGUUCAGGCUGGUCACCAACAACUGUUGCUACAAAUUUAUAGAGAAACACGUUCUUUUGUCUUGGAAGAAAGCCUAAAGAAAUUGGGAGUUGAAAAACUUAGCAAAGAGGAUGUUCAGAGGAUGCAGUGGGAAGUUCUGGAGGCCAAAAUUGGAAACUGGAUUCAUUUUAUGCGCAUUGCUGUUAAAUUACUCUUUGCUGGAGAAAGGCAAGUAUGCGACCAGAUAUUUCGAGGCUUCGAUUCUCUUAGCGAUCAGUGUUUUGCGGAAGUUACAGUAAGCAGUGUCUCAAUGCUUCUUAGCUUUGGGGAUGCUAUAGCCAGAAGCAAGAGAUCUCCAGAAAAGUUGUUUGUACUCUUAGACAUGUAUGAGAUAAUGCGGGAGCUUCAUACAGAGAUUGAGACAAUCUUCAAAGGUAAAGCAUGCCUUGAAAUUAGAGAUUCUGCUAUGGGGUUGACAAAGCGGUUGGCGCAGACUUCUCAGGAAACAUUUGGUGAUUUCGAAGAAGCUGUUGAAAAAGAUGCUACAAAGACUGCUGUUCUAGAUGGGACUGUCCACCCACUAACAAGCUAUGUCAUCAAUUAUGUCAAGUUCUUGUUCGACUAUCAAGCGACAUUGAAGCAACUCUUCUUGGAAUUUGGAAAUGGGGACGACUCAAACUCGCAGCUGGCAUCAGUAACAAUGCGGAUAAUGCAGGCGCUUCAAAACAACUUGGACGGAAAAUCGAAACAGUACAGAGAUCCUGCGUUGACACACUUGUUCCUGAUGAACAACAUUCAUUACAUGGUUAGAUCUGUGCGAAGGUCAGAAGCUAAGGAUUUGUUAGGCGAUGAUUGGGUUCAAAGGCAUAGGCGUAUCGUUCAGCAGCAUGCAAAUCAAUACAAAAGAGUUGCUUGGACUAAGAUAUUACAAAGCUCGUCGGCGCAAGGGUUGACCUCAUCGGGAGGAGGAAGUGUAGAGGGAGGAAACAGCAGUGGCGUUUCAAGAGGAUUACUAAAAGAGAGGUUCAAGAUGUUCAAUAUGCAGUUUGAUGAGUUGCAUCAGAGACAAUCUCAAUGGACAGUUCCAGACACAGAGUUGCGAGAGUCACUUAGACUUGCUGUUGCUGAAGUAUUAUUGCCUGCUUACAGAUCAUUCCUCAAACGCUUUGGGCCUCUGGUUGAGAGUGGGAAGAAUCCGAACAAAUACAUAAAGUAUACAGCUGAAGAUCUUGAAAGAUUGUUGGGUGAGUUGUUUGAAGGAAAGUCUAUGAAUGAACCACGACGGUAAAAAGAAAACAACAACAAAAGACGAUCAUAACUAAUUGUGUAAGGUAAAUUUCUAUCAAACUGUUUGCUAUUGUAUAUGGAUUGUCCGCAUUUCGUUUUUUUUUUUGUUUUGUAUUUUUUUUUUGCUUAUGUAAAUUACCUGGAGACUUGAGUUGUUUCUUUUUGUUUAUGUUCGCGAUUGAAGUUAUCAUGGCCAAUAAGUCGUAGUCACACGGAUAUGAGAUUUCUUUUCUUAGUAUGAUUUCAUUGGAGAUCUAAAAUUUUAGGCAUUAUUUUCGGAAUGAUCUUCAGACUAUGUUAUAAAGACUCUUCUGUUAGCUUUGGGUUCAAAGAUCUUCACGCGGACGAAUCCCGGAUUUACGAAAGUUAAAUCGAAGAAAAAUAAAUCUUAAAAAGGAAAAUUCUAAAUUUUGUUUGAAG
Molecule: messenger RNA, 2568 nt
Organism: Thlaspi arvense
Lineage: Eukaryota; Viridiplantae; Streptophyta; Magnoliopsida; Brassicales; Brassicaceae
Source: the annotation of a GenBank genome assembly